Messenger RNA from Cladocopium goreaui, 1272 nucleotides. The record is from the annotation of a GenBank genome assembly. Lineage: Eukaryota; Dinophyceae; Suessiales; Symbiodiniaceae.
AUGGACUUGAAGCCAGUGGCCAAGAAGCCGUUGCUGCCGAAGAAUCGGAAGGAUCGGGGUCUUCCGUUGGACAAAGGUUGGAGCUCCUUCAGUGAAGGUUCCGCUGGUGGAUCCCUGGUCUUGCUGAUCUCGGGGGCCAUUGGAACAGGUGUGUUGGCCUUGCCCUAUGGCGUCAGUUGCGUAGGGGUGUUAGGUUCUGUGUCGCUCUUUGCAAUGGCAGGAGUCGCAACUUUCUAUUCGAAUACUAUUUUGUUCGACUGCGUUGCGUGCACUGGUCAUGGUUCCUACGGCCAAUUGAUGUCUGACAUCUUGGGGAAGUAUGGAGGCAUGACCCUGGACCUCUUUGUUUUCGUGGAAGGUCUCGGGGCUGUGGCGACCUAUGUGGUCUUUAUCAUGGACUAUGUACCGCAAGUUUGCGAACUGUGGGGUCCUGACGUUUGGUGCACCGACCAAUUGAACGUGGCAGCAGCUGCGACGGUGGUGAUUUGGCCGUUGAGCUGUCUGAAAGGUCUCUCAGCCUUGAGGUAUACGUCAACCUGUAGCAUCGCUACCAUUUUGUUCACCUGCCUGGUAGUGUUGUUGAAGACUCCUAGCCAUUUUCAGAGUCGAGAUGCAUCGUUCAUGCAGGUGCUGGAGCAUUCACGCUUCAACAGUUCCAGCUUUCAGGUGCUGUCCAUGGCCUGUUUCGCCUUCAUGACCCACACCAAUUCCCCGGAGAUCGCCUUACGCUUCACCGGCGGACCCUCGAGCGCCCGCUGGGUGCUGGCCGUGCAGACGCUGGUGCUGUGGGCGGUGUACUGCGGCAUCGCGGUCUGUGGCUACAUGUCAUUCUUGGAAGAUACCAAGCAAGACUUUCUGACGAACUAUGACGUCCAAGACAAGCUCAUUGUGAUGUGCAGAUGUUUGCUGUCCGUCACGCUAGUCUUUGCAUGUCCGCUGAACAUGUUCCCGGCGGUUCAAGCACUCUUCAAUGUCUUGGAAGCCGUUAGGGGCAAGCGACCCGGGCAAGAGCCCCUCUACGACAUGCAUCACGUGCGCGUGCCCGUGAGCACGUUGGCCUUUGCCAUCACUCUGGGAGUGGCAUUGAAGUCUCCCCACGUGGCGGACCUCAUCACAACCAUCAGUGCCUACUUUUCUUCACCGCUGAUGUUCGCUUUCCCGGCCAUCAUGUACUGGAAGAUCCUGAGGGGCACUGGCAUGACGCUCCCGGUAACUUUGUUGAGCAUCACAGCAGCCCUCUGGCUGGCUGAGCUAAGCCACUUCUUCAUCUGA